Papaver somniferum (opium poppy) is the source of this 3400-nucleotide messenger RNA. RefSeq names its product pentatricopeptide repeat-containing protein At5g64320, mitochondrial-like. Bases 333 to 2519 code for a protein of 728 amino acids. The record is from RefSeq and is a predicted model, not a curated record. The transcript has 6 exons. Lineage: Eukaryota; Viridiplantae; Streptophyta; Magnoliopsida; Ranunculales; Papaveraceae. Gene Ontology annotation, molecular function: protein binding.
UUCUCACAUCCGAUCGUCUCAAACCAAUCGUAUUGCAGACAUACAAAGUUCCGGUAUACGCAGACAACCAUUUCAUUUCUGGGUCAGAGUUCGUAUACGUUUCACUCUAACCUGGGUAUUAGGUGUUUGUUUUUAUGCCCAAAAGACGUGAAGAGUUCUGACUUAGUGAUUCGUUUCAGUAUCUGGAGUUUAGUGGUCCAUCAUUUGUAGCAGGCCGGUAAAAAAUCUGAACCUUGUGCAUUUGGAGUUGAAGAUAACUUGGAAGGUGUUCUUCCCUAGCAUCUUCGGUGUUCACCCCUUCAUCUAUCUGCUUUUUUUGGUUUUUACCUCAAAUGUUAAUGGCCUUUACUUUGUUAGGUCAUAAAUGGGCAAGAAAAGAUAAGUUGCUUCUGUUGGAUUAUAUAUUCAAAAGAUUGAUUACAAAUAACACGAAUUGUUCCACUAUCCAGAUUCAGAUGUUCUCUGCCAAAGCUGAUAAACAAUCUGGGACCUGUAAUAGUGUAGAUGACGAGAAUGAAUGGGAGAAACUACUCAAACCUUUUGAUAUCGAAGAACUCAGAAAUACGCUUUACGGGAUAACUCCACAUCAGCUUUGUAAAAUACUUAAACUCCCCCUCAGCGUGCCCAUAUCUCUGGAGAUAUAUGAAUGGGCAGGUAGGCAGAUCGGGUAUUCUCAUUCUUUUGAUGUAUACUAUCUGUUGAUUGAUAAGCUUGGUGCUGAGCGUGAGUUCAGUGCUAUAGAUAAGUUAUUAUGCAAAAUGAAGGAGGAAAAGAUAGCCUUUAGAGAGGAUUUAUUUAUUUUGAUUAUGAAGUGGUAUGGGAAAGCAAGUUUACCAGGGAAAGCAACACAGGUUCUCGAGGAAAUGGAUGAUCUUUUUGGCUGCAAACCCACUUUCAAAUCUUAUAAUGUAGUAUUGGAUAUCCUGGUAACUGGAAGCUGCCCUAAAACUGCUCAUACAGUGUUUCUUAAAAUGUUGAAGAGACGAGUUUCGCCGACUGUUUUCACCUUUUCCGUGGUCAUGAAAGCCCUUUGCUCGGUGAAUGAGGUGGAUGCCGCGUGUUCACUUCAUAGGAAAAUGAUCUUACAUGGUUGUGUGCCCGACUCAAUAAUUUAUCAGACUCUCAUUCAUGCCCUCUCCAAAGAUAAUAGGGUAGAUGAUGCCUAUAAUUUAUUGCAAGAGAUGAUUGUAAUGUACUGCACUCCUGAUGUUGAAACCUUCAAUGAUAUCGUGCAAGGUCUCUGCAGGUUCGGCCGGACAGAAAAAGCAACAGAUUUAGUCAACAAGAUGCUUCGCCGGGGAUUAGUUCCAGAUUCAGUUACUUUUGGGGUUUUGAUGCAUGGAUUAUGCAGAGAAGGGAAGGUUGAUGAUGCAAGAAAUAUCUUGGGGGAAUUACCUAAACCUAAACGUAAUGUUGUCAUGUAUAAUACCUUGCUUAAUGGGUAUGUGAGUAUAGGACGGUUCGAUGAAGCUAAAGCUGUUAUGUAUGAUGACAUGUUACCUGCUGGGCACACCCCGAAUCUGUUCACAUAUAACAUCCUAAUCCGUGGCCUAUGCAAGUCUGGAUCUUUGGGUUCAGCACAUGAGCUGCUGCAUGAAAUGGCAUUCAGGGGUUGCCAGCCGAAUAUAUUCACGUAUACAAUAUUGAUCGAUGGGUUUUGUAAGGAAGGUCGAUUGCCAGAAGCUGCUAGCCUUCUGGAGGAGAUUGCAGCUAAGGGAAUUCGUCUGAACACUGUUAUUCACAAUUGCCUUAUAUCCGCACUUACCAAAAAUGGAGAAGUUCAUGAAGCUAUGGAUAUAUUUGAGAAAAUGUCAAGUGAAGGAUGUAAGGCUGAUGUAUUUACAUUCAAUUCUCUUAUAUAUGGGUUGUGCAAGGCUGAUCGUAUGGAGGAGGCAUUAGGCUUUUAUCAUGAUAUGUUAUCAAAAGGCGUGAUAGCCAACACUGUGACUUACAAUACAUUGAUCCAUGCCUUACUUAGGACGGGGAAGCUGCAGUUAGCUGAGGAUGUUUUGCAUGACAUGGUUACAAGAGGGUGUUCCCUCGAUGUAAUCACAUAUAAUGCCUUAAUUAAAAAAUACGUGACAGAAGAAUCUGUUGACAAGGCUUGGGGAAUGUACAAUGGAAUGAUUGAAAAAGGUGUUGCUCCUAACAAUGUUUCCUUCAACAUGUUGGUUAAUGGCCUUUGUAGAACAGGUAGAGUAGAAGAGGCAUGUAAGCUUUUGACAGAUAACAUCGAGCAAGGUUUUGAACCAGACAUGGUUUCUUAUAAUAGCAUAAUAAAUGGUUUCUGCAAGGUGGGGCGUAUUCACGAGGCAAUGAAGUUACUAGAUAAGUUAAACCACGCUGGGGUGAGGCCCGACAUUAUUACUUAUAACACUAUUAUCAGUUGGUAUUGCAAAGCAAGAAUGCUUGACGACGCAUACUUACUUCUACAUAGAGGGGUGGAAAAUGGGCUUACACCUAAUUCCAGGACAUGGUAUAUACUUAUCUGCAACUUUAUUAAAGAGAUUGAUGAAUAAUAUAAAUAAACUUCAGCAGGAUUAACUGUGGGGACCAUUAUUGGUUGGCCUGUAAGUUGGAUCCUUAAAAGCCUUGGCUUCAGAGGGUUGAAAGGAUUCUGCAACUUCGGGAAUUGACUCGUACUGACGACACAUCUUGUGGAAAUAGAAAGUUUCAUCACUGAUGCCUACCAUCAAAUGACAAUUGCAAUUUAAAUAUGCUACAGUUGUGUGCGGAACGGCUGAAGUAUGUUAAAUAAACCGUGCUUCCUCAUUUCGAUGCAAGUCCUUCUAAAGCAAAUUUUCAUCGUUAGAAUCAUCAUUGAAAGAGAGCAAUAUGAUUGAUAGUGUUCUAAUUAUGUAUACACUCAUGUAUUCUGUGGUCGAAGAGGAGUGAUGAUGCACCAGCUGUACUAAACUGUUAUAUAUAAACUAGAGAUGAUGACGCCGAUGAAGGUUUUGUGGGUGCUAAUGUAGGAAGCUGGUGGAGAAGUAUCAACUGUGAACACAGGCAAGUUGCCUUACCUUUAAGUAAAGUCACUGUUUCGUAUUAUGUGGUAGAAACCUCCUAGCUUUUUUUCUGAAAACGAGAGCUUCCUUGAUAAAUCAAUAUAUUGAUAUAUGCAAAUCACUUGACGGUAUCUGAUUGCUCCAUCAGUGUUUAGUACCUGUGUCUAGUAACUUCCUAUUAUGCAAAUCUUAUUUGGUUGGCACUUUAAAAACGGGCCUUGUUGUUAUACGUGUUCUUCUGUCGUCUGUCAAUCAGUAAACCAAAUAAGCAAUAAUCUAUUACUUCCUCUUUUCUUCUGAUUUUGAUGUUCUCUUAUAUAAAGUUAUUAUUAGUUAGCAGUUAACAUCAAAGUAUUGUCCUUGUAGAUAUGUCUAUUACGGGGUUGUUGAAA